Myotis lucifugus (little brown bat) is the source of this 3190-nucleotide messenger RNA. It is a transcript of the gene RASSF6, whose product is annotated as Ras association domain family member 6. Bases 331 to 1341 code for a protein of 336 amino acids. The transcript is spliced from 12 exons. NCBI's taxonomy places the organism in Eukaryota, Metazoa, Chordata, Mammalia, Chiroptera, Vespertilionidae. The record is from RefSeq and is a predicted model, not a curated record. Gene Ontology annotation, biological process: signal transduction.
ACUCCCGGGAGCAGAGCCCAGCGGUGUGCAGGUGAGCCUUGUGCACCCCUCCUCCCACACUUGGCACGGACCUGGACCUCCAGGACAGGCCUAGUAAAUGGAGCUCAAGAGAAGAGAGUCUCCCAAUUCUUUUGUAGCCAACAUAUGAACAGAAAAGAUGAGUCCUGAUGCCUGUGAAGCCACCUUAGAAUAUCCUUUUGGAAACUUAGAUGAAGUAGGAAAUCCUUGAGCUGGGCCACGGCAGCAAUUCCAGAUGUGUUGGCAGACUGAGCAGCUCCCUUCUAGACUGUGCGCUGGGUAUCCAUAGAUGACCUCAAAAAGGGAGGAAAGAUGACUCUGAUGCCCGACCAGUACUCUUCUUGGAUCUUCGUCAAUGAGAGGACAUUCCUUACUGGGGAACAACUUAAUUCUUUAUUGAAGAACUAUAACAUCUUUUAUGCAAAUCAGGAAAAUCUGCAUAUUUCAUAUGUACAGACUGAAGAUGGUAAACUAAUUGUUGAAGGAAUGUUGGACAUUUUCUGGGGAGUAAAACGGCCUAUACAGCUGAAAAUACAAGAUGAGAAGCAAAUCCCUUCUUUUACUGAGAAAUCACCAGAUGUCUUUUCCAAAAUGGGAAUGACACGCUGGGGAGAAUUUGAUGAUCUUUAUCAUAUUAGUGAACUGGAGAGGACUGAGAUUCCAGUGUCUGAAGCAAUGAAUUCCCAGGAAGAUUAUUUAUCUUAUCACAGCAGCACUCUGAAGCCUCAUGCAGAUGCAGAGCCAGAAUCUCCAUUGCUCUAUAGAACCAUGAGUGAAGCAACCCUGGUGAGAAAAAGGAUGAAGCCUCCAAUGAUGGACAGAAAAGACAGACAGAAACAUAGAGCCUCUAUUAACGGACACUUUUAUAACCAUGAAACAUCAAUUUUCACUCCAGCCUUUGAAUCAGAAACUAAGGUCAGAAUAAACAGUAACAUGAACACUGAAGAGGUAAUAAAGCAACUUCUUAAAAAAUUUAAGAUUGAAAACAGUGCCCAGGAUUUUGCACUUUACAUUAUUUUUGCAACAGGAGAAAGGAGACGGCUAAAGAAGACAGACAUUCCACUACUGCACAGGCUCCUGCAGGGACCCUCCAAAAAGAACGCCCGCAUUUUCCUCAUGGAUAAAGAUACAGAAGAAAUUAGCAGUGAUGUGGCUCAAUACAUCAACUUUCAUUUUUCUCUCCUGGAAUCCAUCCUUCAGAGAUUAAAUGAAGAAGAGAAAAGAGAGAUUCAAAGAAUAAUAACAAAAUUCAGUACAGAAAAGGCUAUUAUACUGAAAUGUCUUCGAAGUAAACAGGUAGUAAAAACAGAGACGACAGUUUAGUGGCCGCUAUUGCUAAAACACUUCAGCAAAAUCAGAGAGAUGUUACUAUUUAAUGAGUGUAUGCACCCUAUACUUGCAGUCAUGCAAAUAUAUAUGAACUCAAAUCUGUAGAAAAUUGAAUGUUGAAAAAGCUUGUCUCUCUCAGAGGUGAUGAUGUUCACAGUAGGACUGAAAUGAGCUUGAAUUUAGUUUCAGUAGCUGAAAUAAGCCUGGAUACUGUGUAUUCCAAAUAGCUUUAAGAGAAACAAUGAACUGGAAUUUAAAUGGCGUCUUCAACUUCGCGUAGUUUAAAUGUCGUUUAGCUUGAACUGUCAAGAGAACUGGAAUAUCAACAACCAACUCUCAGAAAUGAUUCAGAAGUCAAAGCUGCCAGCUCGUGAAAUAAAACAGAAGCAUAUACUUACCCCCACCAAGAAAUCUGAUGGUGAUAGUCUUAUAGCUCCUUGAAAACUCUAAAAUUUUCAUAAAAUCUAGGGCUGUCUUUAUGUGGGUAGGUGACUUGGCAACCUGAAGCAUCAGAGCUAUAAAUCCUUUGGGAAGGAAAGGAUUGUGGACUCUUAAGACUAAUUUUCUCAUCCUGAGCCCCCUUUUUUGCUGUUUUACUGAUGACUUUUUUAAGGAUGUUUUUAGGUCAAUUGAACUAGUUUUCUUUAUUUUUCCAAACAUAUAAACCACAGAGACUUCACAUGGUUAAUCAGCUUGGCCAAGACUUGGCCCACAGUAACCAUUGUUACUGAAUGAAAUAGAGAUACAAAGGGAUAUGCAAAGCUCUAAUAGCUGAAUCUAGGGAAGGAAUCUGAAGUUCUGCUCUUUUUCUCUAAGGCAUCUCAUUCUAUAAAACAGUGCUCAAGGUAUUUACAAGUUGCUAAACCAAUUUGGAAAAAAACACAAAACACUGAGAAUGGCACAGUAUCAUCUGUGUUUUUAUUUAUGAACUUUAUAUUAAAAUGGAGUUCUAUGCAGCUUUUUUUCCAUUCUGGAAAUUACUUCCAUUUGCAUUUCUCAUAUCCAUUGUAUUAAAUUGUUUGGGUUGCAAGCUUGAUCCCCAGUAGGGGAUGUGCAGGAGGCAGCCGAUCAAUGAUUCUCUCAUCAUUGAUGUUUCUAUUUCUCUCUACCUCUCCCUUCCUCUCUGAAAUCAAUAAAAAUAUUUUUAAAUAAAUAAACUUAAAGUACCAUCAAGUACCUGUCAUAAACAUGACAAAAGAUUUACCUUUAAUAUAUUGAAAGUCUACAGAAUCCAUAAGAAAAAUACUCAAAGUGUCAGAUAGAUAAAAAAAGGCAGAUGAGAUGUAAAGUAAAAUCACAGAAGAGGAAAUGCAAAUGGCUACUAAGUAUAUGAAAAACUUGUAUCUUAACGUAAUCCAUUAGUCUGUGUCCAAUCAGCAGACAGAAACCACACAGUCAUUUAAACAGGGGUGUUUAGUAUAAAGAAUUAUUAAGCUGUGAUAGGAGAAUAACUAAAAGAUGGAAAGAGGAUGCUAAAGGGUUGUCUAUGGCUGAGGGAGGAAAAGCUUGGAACGAGGGAUUCAGAAUUCACUGGAGAAGGUGUGGUUGCAGCCCACUGGACGGAGGAGAAGUUGGCUGGGUGCCCACACCAAGCAGGGCCACAGCCACAGGGCAAGCAGGAAAACAACCUCUGGGAGGUGGACCAGCUGGGGCAGGUGGGCAGGUGUGCAGAGAGACCUGGGACUUCGCUGCAGGGGCAAGGCUCAGAUCACAUAGGGUCUGUGUCUGGAGGUCCCCAGGAAACGGUUGCAGUGGUUCUCAACCUUCCUAAUGCCGCAACCCUUUAAUACAGUUCCUCAUGUUGUGGUGACCCCCAAUUUCAUUGUUACAAAUUGAACAUAAU